This is a messenger RNA of Pelodiscus sinensis (Chinese soft-shelled turtle), 3113 nucleotides long. Its product is annotated as solute carrier organic anion transporter family member 4C1. Gene Ontology annotation, molecular function: protein binding. Lineage: Eukaryota; Metazoa; Chordata; Testudines; Trionychidae. Gene Ontology annotation, biological process: sodium-independent organic anion transport; transmembrane transport. Gene Ontology annotation, cellular component: basolateral plasma membrane. The record is from RefSeq and is a predicted model, not a curated record.
CCGCGCCCGCCCCCCGGCCGCUCCCCGCGGGUGGAGGAGGAGGGGCCCUGCGGGUGGGGCAGCUUCUCCCCUAGGGCUCUGCAGCUCUGCAACAACCCCGAGGGCUACCUGAGCGUCUACAGCCUGCUGGCCGUCUUCCAAGGUAUCAUUGUGAAUGGCCUAAUAAACGUUAGUAUUUCCACCAUUGAAAAGCGUUUUGAGCUGAACAGUUCCCUUGCUGGCGUCAUCUCUGCAAGCUAUGACAUUUCUUUUUGUGUAUUGUCCCUGUUUGUAUCUUUCUUUGGAGAAAGAGGGCACAAACCAAGAUGGCUUGCCUUUUCAUCAUUUAUGAUAGGAUUGGGCUCACUUGUGUUUGCCUUGCCACACUUUUCUGUUGGAAUAUAUCAGUAUGGAUCUAAACUUGAAGAUACCUGUCCAGUAUCAGGAACUAGGAAUGCUAACUUCACUUGCAAUACCAGCAAACAGUCUUCACUUUCCAACUACCUCUAUGUCUUCAUCCUGGCACAGCUGCUGCUGGGAGUUGGAGGAACUCCCUUGUACACUGUUGGCACAGCCUUCAUUGAUGAUAGUGUCCCAAAACACAAAUCAUCUCUAUAUAUAGGAAUUGGCUAUGCCAUGUCAUUGCUGGGUCCUGCCCUUGGCUAUGUAUUAGGAGGGCAGCUGCUUAAAAUCUAUAUUGAUGCCCCUCUUCAAACAAGCACAGAGAUUGAUCCAGAUGACCCACGUUGGCUUGGGGCUUGGUGGAUAGCAUUUCUCCUGUGCUGUCUUGGAACAUGGCUUCUGAUAGUACCAUUUUCAUGUUUUCCAAAGCAUUUACCAGGUACAGCAAAAAUACAAUCUGAAAAAGUUUCUGAAGCUCAUCAUGAUGGAAGUGAGGCAUUUGUUGAAGACAGGAAUAUUGGAAAAAGUUUUAAAGAUUUUCCAGUUGCUCUUUUGAUACUGCUGAAGAAUCCUGUAUUGAUGUGUUUAAUAAUAGCUGCUUCUACAGAAGCUUUAGUUGCCACUGGCUUUGCCACAUUUCUGCCAAAAUACAUAGAAAAUCAGUUUGGACAGACAUCCAGUUAUUCAGCUACAUUAGGAGGACUUGUAUUAAUUCCAGGAGCAGCACUAGGCCAAAUCAUAAGUGGCUUCUUGGUUUCCAAGUGCAAAAUGGAUUGCAAAAAUGUAAUCAAGUUCAUUUUAGGUACUUGCUCAGUGGCACUAGCAUUAAACACAGUGAUUGUGUUUGCAAAAUGUGGGAACGAACCAUUUGCAGGUGUCUCCGAAACAUAUAACGGAACAGGCAAAUUACAGAACUUGACAGCACCAUGUAAUGCUAACUGCAACUGCUUACGCUCCUUCUAUUACCCAGUUUGUGGCAGAGAUGAAGUCCAGUAUUUUUCUCCCUGUUUUGCAGGAUGUACAUCUUUUUCUGUUCAAAAGAGGAAAAAGACUUACCAAAACUGCUCCUGUGUGGGGAAGCCAAAAAAAUUACCUGCAACAGAAGAUGUCUCUUUUGAGGUUGUGGCUAGGAAAUGCAAAACACAGUGCACAUUCUUGCCUCUAUUCCUGACCGUUUUCUUUCUUGCUGUUGUUUUCACUUUUAUGGCUGUUACUCCCACUACUGUGGCCAUCCUCAGGUGUGUUCCAGAUAAACAGCGUUCAUUUUCUCUGGGAGUUCAGUCGCUGUUUCUACGAAUAGUAGGCACUAUUCCUGGACCAAUUCUGUUUGGUGUGGCAAUAGACAGUAGUUGUACUCUGUGGGAUAUUAAUAAAUGUGACACUAAAGGAGCCUGCUGGGUCUAUGACAACUCAAAAAUGGCCUUUAUGCUGAUUGGUAUAAGUGCAGUUUGUAAAGUCAUCACUAUCCUUUUUGUUGUUGCUGCAUUAUGCUUGUAUAAGCCUCCACCGAGCAUUUCUGUGACUUUGCGAAAGGAUGCUGAAAUAGUUUCUGCUGUGCCUAUGUAAAACUUACGAAAAAAACAGGAACUUUAAAAUAAAUCAAGAAGAAUAUAUACAGCUGCCGGAGAAAAGCUGCGAGAGAGUUUUAUGUACAGCAUUAUUUCAACACAAUUUAGUUCUUGAGCAAAUUAAAGUGAUUUUUAAAUAUAGGUGGAUGUUUCUGUAACAUUAAUUGAAGCUCAGGAAAUUUUAUAUUUCAACAAUGUACCUUUAAAUAUCACAGGAAAGAAAUUAGGCUAUUAACCCUUUUGUUUUUAACUCUCCAUAUAUUCAAUAAAAAUACAGUAAAUAUAGGAAGGGUCUUAUUAUUUGGUAAGUUAAGCAAAUUGCAUAAUUAUCAGUCAAACAUAAAAAAGAUGAUACUGAACUGGAAUACCCCACUACUAAAAGACAGAUUUUAGGACAAUUGGAUUAAUUAAAUGGAGUUGUCAAUGUCUACUUCAAACUGGCAGGAAUAAUCUGUGCCAAUGUUUGGGCUGCUAAACAACAUUUAAGGUUAGACUGAUGUAAAUGUAUAAAUGCAAUAGUUUCUUGAGUAAGAACAAAUAGAAAAAAAACAAGCACUUAAAUUUUCUCAAUAUACUUUGUGCAAGUUAGGUUAAAUGUUUAAAUUGUGAUCAUUUUUUGUAAUCUUAAAUAUAUCUGUAGGAAAAAAUAGUUCUCAUUAUAGGAAAACUGUUAAUUACAUGUUUAUUAAACUGGGUGCUUUCAUUCAACUGGGUGCCUUAGUAUUUGAAUUUAGACAAUAUCCAAAAGGAUAAUGUCAAAAUAUUGUUACAUUUUGUAGAGAAUAUUCAUUUCUCAUAAUAUAUACUUCAGAAAUUUUGAAAAUGAAAUUUGUUUUCUUUAGAUGUUUUACUCAUUUGAUAUGUGUGAUCUCAUUAUUUUGAGGUUACUCCUACCUAAGCUCUUCUGCACUAAUUAUUUUCUAAAAAAGGAUUUACUUGUUUUUACUGAUUACAAAUGCACAAAGACUACUCAAAUACAGUGAUAGAAAAAUUACAUUGAAUUGGGGCUUAUAAAUCUUGAAAAUAAUAGAGUGUGGAUCUGUAGAAAACUUAAAAUAAGAUAUACAUAUCUUGGUGAACACAGCAGUUUUUUUAGUAUUAAACAUUUAUUAAAUGCAAAUCUAUAUUUAAAUAUUGUUUACUAUGAAAUAAAUCUAUUUUAAA